UUCAUAUAGCAGAAUUAAUUCAGAGACGAUGAAAGUAUUACGUGAGAAGUGUGAAGUUUGUAAAAUAUUGACACGUUAACAAUAAAAUAAUACAUCUCUUUUAAUAUUUGUGAAUAUAAAAUAUUUAUUUAUAUCUUUUUAAGUUGAAAGGAAUGCUUCAUACAAAACUACAAUUGUAUAAUAACGAAUAUUGAGAAACGUCACUUCAUAUUGACAAAUCCCGAAAAUCUGCAUAUCAAAAUAUUUAUUGAAUUUUCAAAAUGGACAUGAACAGUAAGCUGCAUAAGGAGAACGAAGACCGAGUUGCUGAGGAAUACCUCUCAAGUUUAUCGGAUCUAACGUGCAACAGCAAGCCACUUAUAAACAUGCUUACUAUGUUAGCUGAAGAGAACAUUGAGUAUGCCUCAGUAAUUGUCAGAGUGGUUGAAGAUCAUAUUGCUAAGGUAGUACCAGAUAUUAAGUUGCCAAUACUGUAUCUAAUUGAUUCGAUUGUGAAAAAUGUGAAAAGCACAUAUGUCCAGCUCUUCAGUCAAUGUAUAGUAAAUAUAUUUUGUGGGGUAUUCGAAACAGUGAAUGAAAAGGUACGAGAACGAAUGUACGCAUUGCGUCAAACGUGGAAUGAAGUAUUUUCUGCACAGAAGUUAUACACAUUAGAUGUCAAAGUCAAACGUUUAGAUGUUAACUGGCCAAUAACUGCACAACAUUCGCAACCAGCAAUUCAUGUCAAUCCGAAUUUCUUAAAAACGGUAAAUGUAAAUCUUGCCCCUAAUCAAACUAUACAAGCAUUACCUACUGAUACUAGUAUGGAAGAAAUUUUACAUGCAAAAACAAGAAAAUUACUUGAAUUAAAAAAACAAAAAUUAGAAUUAGAACUUGAAGCAACAAAAAAACGUUUAGAAGAACAAGAAAAACAGUUGGGCACAGCUGAGAAUGUUUUGUCACCAGUUGAUACACAUAUAUUAGCUCCACCCUCAGUUAUGCCACAAAUAAUGCCAAAUAAUAUGGUUGCACCAAAUAUAGUGGCGCAUCACUCGCCAGCUAUAAGACCAAGUAUUUACCAGAAUACUUAUCGACAUUCUAGACCAAAUUUAAUACCCGGCUCAAAUAACUUACCAGCUCAGACUUAUCCUACUGGAAUUAAUAAUAUUGGCAAGCCAAAAGUACAUCCAGUGAAUCCGGCUUUAAUUAAUACCAUACGUCAUCGUGAUCCACGUUUGGCAAGACAAAAUCAACAAGGUCAACAAGGCUUACAACAGCAUGGUAAUAGAGGUAUACAAAUACAACCUCCAAGCAAUUAUUUGCAUCACAAUGAAGACUCUAAAAAUACAGAAAAAACUUCAUCAUACCGUAAGGAUAGUCAUAAAACACGAAGAACUAGUAGCGGCGGCUCCGGCUCUGAAAGUAAGUCACCAACUCGCCAUUCCUCAAGUCGUUCAGGUCGUACGUCCAGCAAAAGUUCAAGUUCCUCUAGUCGAGACAAAGAUCGUAAACGUUCUGACAAAAAUUCAUCUUCCAGUAGUGGAAGUGGCAGUUCCUCAGACCGUCGAAAAGAUGGAGGUUUUAGUAGUCGCGACAAACGUAUUGCAAAAUGUGAUAAAGAUGAAUUUGAUAUAACUUCUAAUUCUUCAACGCAUAAAAGAAAAUCAUCUUCACCAGCUUCCCCACCAGCAAAGAGUAAAGAGGUGAAACGGGAUCCUAGAAGUCGUAGUAAUUCCAAUAAAAAUCGUUCACCUAGUCCAAUAAGUGGACUAACUAAAGAUACUGAUUUACGUUCAAAUAAUGAUAAACGCAUUAAAUGUAACGCUGGGCAUACAGAAAAGGAGGAUAUUAAAUCAAGUAAUGCUGCUAAAGAUUUAGACAAAAGUAAGAAUAGUCUCUACUACUACACAAGUAUAACUUCACAUAUAUUAAGUAAAAAUAUAAAAGCAAUUUUUACACAUUUAAUACACUUUAUCCCCUUACCUCAUCCACCGAUGCCACCAUUACCAAAUCCAAACUUACAUUUACCGCAAAUGCCUUGGCAAAUGGGUACUGGAAUGCCAGUACCACCUUUUGGUAAUGCAAUACCACCAAUGAUGAUUUCAAAAGUUCCACCACCGCCACAACCUCCAGUUAGCUUUAAUAUUGCACCAGCUUCAGUGCAACAAUCGAAAAAGCCCUGCAAUUCGAUUGACAACCCACAAGAAAAUUUAGUUCGCACAAUUACGAUUGAUAGCUGUGCUAAAGAAAUACGUAUAUAUGAUGAAGUGGCAAUUGUUUUUAUGGAAAUGGAUCAGCCACGUGAAAUACGUUUUCAACCUGGUCAAAGAUCAAUUUCUAUAGACGAUGAAACGUUUGCAAUGCAUUUUAAUGAUGACUAUAAAGUAGUAACCAUUAAAGGUGAACCACAUAGAAUGAAAUUUGGCUUUCCUUCACGUGAACUCUAUAUUGAUGAUCAAUGGUAUGAAAUAUUCUUUGGUGGUUCUAUUAUACCAGUUCCAAUUGGUAAAAAUAUUCGACAUUUGCAAGCAGAGGGGCCACCACCUAAAGUAAAUAUUGGGCCAAUUCGUCGAGAUUUAGUUAUUGGUAAAAUUACCAUGAUUGUAGAUGCACAUAUAGUUAUUGGAAUAUUUAUUGAUGCUAAACUGCAGACUUUUAAUUUGGGAGAAAAACAGCAUACUAUACAAUUUGCAGAUAAUUUACUUACGGUACUGUUAGAUGGUGUUGCUGCAGACGUUGAAUUUGGUGGACUUCCUAAAAGUUAUGAACUUGGUGAUGAUAAGCAUUUCAUACGUUUUAGUGCUUUACCUGAAGAUGUUGAACCUGGAAAAAUAAAAAUCCAAAAUAUGAGAUAUGUUAACACAAAUCCCACUGAAACUAUUAGUGUAGAAACAAAUGAUUCCGAAAAUUUGGUUGAAACAACUGCAUCACCUAAUCAAAAUCAGUCCACAAUAACGCCACCAAAUACAACAACAGAAAGUAUUGAAGUUAAAAGUGAAGAAAACAUAUCUACGACAAAUGACGGAGUAGUGCCAACAAAUACUUCGGUUCCAAGCAUACCUACAGAUGUGCUAAGCAAAAUUAACAUCGAUGAAUUACUUCAAAAAUUAGUUUCAACAGGGCUUUUAACCAGUACGACAACUUCUUCAUCCACAAAUUCAACUCAAAAUUCAACAGUAAAGGAAGAACUUACGAAUCCUGAUGUUGUUGAGGAGCCUAUUGAAGUAAUUCGUCCUAUUGAUUUAGCAAAGCCAGAAACAAUUAAGUUGCGCCAGUCAGCUAUUGUGGCUACAUUAUUUUCAGGCAUGCAAUGCAGUAGUUGUGGUGUUCGAUUUCCGCCUGAACAAACAAUUAAGUAUAGUCAACACUUGGAUUGGCAUUUUAGACAAAAUAGAAGAGAACGAGACUCAACGAGAAAAGCACAUUCUCGUAAGUGGUAUUAUGAACUAAAUGAUUGGGCGCAGUAUGAAGAAAUUGAAGAUCUUGAAGAACGAGAAAAGAACUUUUUUGAGACACAACUGAAUGAAAUAGAUGCAAAUGAUGAUGUUUCCAAUCAACGUUCAAUAAAUUCGCCAGCGCCUAGUUGCCCAGCUGGAGCUAAUGAUGUUGAUCGCUGCUGUGAUAUGUGUCACGAGAAAUUUGAACAAUUUUAUAAUGAAGAACAUGAAGAAUGGCAUCUACGUUCAGCCAUAAGAGUCGAAGACAAAAUAUACCACCCACUUUGUUAUGAAGAUUAUAAGACUGCACUCAAUCCGCCAAAGGUAGAAGAAUUGAAAGAGGACUCUAAAAUUACAGAAGAAGAUGAUAACGCUGUCGAUAAUGUAAUUAAAAUUACAGUUGAUGAAGAAGCAGCAAAGUUGUCAGUAACCAUUGCAGAUGAUGAAGAGGAUGACGACGAUGAUGUUAUAGUAUUGCCAAACGAAGAGCCAUCAGUUACUGAAAUUGUCGAUGAUGACGAAGAAUAUGUACCAGCUAACGUAAGCAGAGAAGAAAUGGCCAUUUCUACAGAUAGUAAAAGCGAUGAUAAGUUUAUUGAAACUGUGGAAUCAGAUGUUGAAAUCGAAGAACCAAACAUACCUUUUACUGACUUGGACACAUACGUCGAGAAAGAACCAACUGAAUGCGACGAAACAUCGCAGUUAUCUUUUAUGAAUGUCAAAAUAAAAGAAGAACCAAAAGAUGAAGAAGAUGAUGAUGGUUUUGAAGAUGUUGGCACAGUCCUCAUCAGGCCAGAUGAAGAAAUAUCAGUACAAAGCAGUGAAGAAACACAAACACAAACAAUCGCUUCAACGGCAUCUCCUGCAACUGAACGAAGACCUUCAACUGAGUCUCUUACUUUAACUGGAAUAAUUGAACCAUUAGAGAACACAGCCUCUAUGGAUCUUAAUAUAUCUAUUGAUGGUAAUUUGGAGCCUGAUGUUGGACAUAAUCUUUCGAUAUCUGGUCCAACACCAGCAAUUCCACUUAGCAAUUUAGUUAAUAAGAUUAAAAUAAAUAUAACGAAAAAUACUGUUUCAACAAAUAGUAACGUUUCAGUUUCAUCAUCUAUUAUAACAACAUCUUCAUCAAGUACAUCUCAUAAUAAUAGUUCUAAUUUAAAUUCUGAAGUAAAUGAUGUAAAUAAAAAUAGUUUAAGCCAUGGUAACAUAAGUACUAUACAAACAAUAAAUACAAUUCCUGUUCUUUGUGGUGGUGGUGCAACAAUAAGCACAAUCGCUAGUGUUGUAUCUUCCAACCCCUCUAAAUCUGUUAAUGAAAGCUCAAAAAGUAGUAAUAACACAGCACUGACAAGUAAUACUAGUGACAACAGCACUGUCUUACGAUGCCCUCAGAGUAUGUCGCCAACGACUGCAUCUCAGAGAUCAUCGCCGCCAAUUGAAGAAACAAUUAAAUUUGAUUUCAAACCAGAAUUGCAGAAUGUAACACUGAAGAAGACUAAGAAAGUAGAAUGUGGUAUCGAAACCUCUGGAUUAUGUUCGAUUAUGUAAUAGAGUUUAGUUAGAAUUAUUUAUUACACCAUUAUUAGAUAUUUCGCUAAAAGAAAUAUGUUUAGUUAGGGUUUAUAAUUUAGAAUUAUAAGGUAAUUCACUUGUAAUAUAGUUUAACUUACUAAUUAUGGUAAAUUAAUUUAAUUUAGUUAAUAUUUUUAAGAUUGAUCGGCAGAAUUUGUGACAAGUUUUUUUUUG
Teleopsis dalmanni is the source of this 5165-nucleotide messenger RNA. RefSeq names its product pre-mRNA cleavage complex 2 protein Pcf11-like. Gene Ontology annotation, cellular component: mRNA cleavage factor complex; cytoplasm. The coding region runs from base 261 to 4967 and encodes 1568 amino acids. The transcript has 10 exons. The record is from RefSeq and is a predicted model, not a curated record. Gene Ontology annotation, biological process: termination of RNA polymerase II transcription. Gene Ontology annotation, molecular function: RNA polymerase II complex binding; mRNA binding. NCBI's taxonomy places the organism in Eukaryota, Metazoa, Arthropoda, Insecta, Diptera, Diopsidae.